AUGGCUGGGCUGCUAAGACUAGAAAAGAUCUUCACAAAAGUCCGGAACCGGACUAAACCCAGCUUCGACAUGGACCUCUAUAUCCGAACUCUAAUUGAAGAUGUUAAAGAAACUGAAAACUCAUUUAAUGCUAAGUUCAAGUUCUACGUUACCCCAGAAUAUUGUAAUCACAAUGGUCUUUUACAUGGAGGAGCAAUUUCUACUAUGCUCGAUAAAUUAUACUUAUUUCCUAUGAAUAGUCCAGUAAGCGAGUGAAUUACCUGCUAAAAUUCCAAUUUGUUCAGACCAAAUUUGAAACUCAGCGGGUAAUUCAUCCGUUAUGAGCCUAUUUAUGGGAAUUUACAAUUUAUACAUAUCUAGUAGUAAUUGCUGCUGAUAAGCUCGACAGAACAGCCUUAUCCACCAACCUCACUCUUUCCUUUAUUUCCUCAGCAGCUGCAGGAGAUGAGCUAACAGUAACAGCUGAAGUUUUGAAAAUCGAGGAUGAGUUAGCACAUGCCCAGGCAGAGAUAUGGAAUGGGGGGAAGUUAGUAGCCCAUGGUAAGCAUACUUUGGGCUUUGUUAGCAGAAAGAACUAUCUACUUAAUUAA
This is a messenger RNA of Blepharisma stoltei, 590 nucleotides long. The record is from the annotation of a GenBank genome assembly. Lineage: Eukaryota; Ciliophora; Heterotrichea; Heterotrichida; Blepharismidae.